CCGGGGGUCGCGGGAGGAAGGCGGAGGAGGAGGAGGAGGCCGGGCAGGGGCGCCAUGGCGGCGGCCGAGACGAAGAUCAUCUACCACCUGGACGAGCAGGAGACGCCGUACCUGGUGAAGCUGCCCAUCCCCGCCGAGCGCGUCACCCUGGGCGACUUCAAGGGCCUCCUCAACCGGCCCAACUACAAGUUCUACUUCAAGUCCAUGGACGACGACUUCGGGGUGGUGAAAGAAGAAAUCUCAGACGACAAUGCCAAGCUGCCCUGCUUCAACGGCCGCGUGGUGUCGUGGCUGGUGUCUGCAGAGGGAUCCCAUUCGGAUGCGGGGUCGGUCUGUGCCGAUAACCAAACAGAGCUGCCGCCUUCCAUGGAGCGCACGGGAGGCAUCGGAGACUCCAGGCCCCCCUCCUUCCACCCUAACACUGGGGGGAGUCGGGAAAACUUGGACAAUGAGACAGAGACAGACUCAGUGGUGUCAUCGCAAAGGGAACGACCUCGUCGGAAAGAUGGGCCCGAGCAUGCACCCAGGGUGAACGGUACAGUGAAGGGAGAGCGGCGCCGAGACCUGGGCGGGUACGAAAGCUCCUCCACGCUCAUGAGCAGUGAGCUGGAGACCACCAGCUUCUUCGAUUCAGAUGAAGAUGACUCCACGAGCAGGUUUAGCAGUUCAACAGAGCAAAGCAGCGCUUCCCGUCUAAUGAGGAGGCACAAGCGACGCCGGCGGAAACAGAAGGCUCCACGCAUUGAGCGGUCAUCGUCCUUCAGCAGCAUCACAGACUCCACCAUGUCCCUGAACAUCAUCACUGUCACGCUAAACAUGGAGAAAUACAAUUUCCUGGGCAUUUCCAUUGUGGGACAGAGCAAUGAACGUGGGGACGGAGGCAUUUACAUUGGCUCUAUCAUGAAGGGCGGUGCUGUGGCAGCUGAUGGCAGGAUUGAACCAGGAGACAUGCUCUUGCAGGUGAAUGACAUCAACUUUGAGAACAUGAGCAACGAUGAUGCCGUGCGGGUGCUGAGGGAGAUCGUGCACAAGCCGGGGCCCAUCACCCUGACGGUGGCCAAGUGCUGGGACCCCAGCCCCCGAGGCUGCUUCUCGUUACCCAGGAGUAAGUGGAUAGCUGACCCACCCUUAACGCUGGUGCCCAGCUCAUUUGCUCCCCAGCGGAUCUGGGCUGGGCCAGACUCUCCAUGCUCCGAUCCGGGUGAGCCCAUCCGGCCCAUUGACCCGGCAGCCUGGGUGUCUCACACGGCAGCGAUGACUGGCACCUACCCAGCGUACGGUAUGAGUCCAUCCAUGAGCACAAUCACUUCCACCAGCUCCUCCAUCACCAGCUCCAUCCCAGAGACCGAACGCCUCGAUGACUUUCACCUGUCCAUCCACAGUGACAUGGCCACCAUUGUCAAAGCCAUGGCCUCCCCAGAGUCGGGCCUGGAGGUGCGUGACCGCAUGUGGCUGAAGAUCACCAUCCCCAAUGCUUUCAUCGGUUCGGAUGUGGUGGAUUGGCUGUAUCACCACGUGGAGGGCUUUACAGACCGUCGCGAAUCCCGCAAAUAUGCCAGCAAUCUGCUGAAGGCUGGCUACAUCCGACACACCGUCAACAAGAUCACCUUCUCUGAACAGUGCUAUUACAUCUUCGGGGACCUCUGUGGAAACAUGGCUAAUCUGUCCCUCCACGAUCACGAUGGCUCCAGCGGUGCCUCCGAUCAGGACACUUUGGCUCCGCUCCCACACCCAGGAGCUGCACCCUGGCCUAUGGCUUUCCCGUAUCAGUAUCCACCACCUCACCCUUACAACCCCCACCCCGGCUUCCCUGACCCAGGCUACAGCUACGGAGGGGGCAGUGCAGGCAGCCAGCACAGUGAAGGGAGCCGGAGCAGCGGUUCCAAUCGCAGCGGCAGCGAGAGGAGGAAGGAGAGAGAGAAGACCGGGGAGUCCAAGUCAGGCGGCAGCGGGAGCGAGUCGGAUCACACCACGAGGAGCAGCAUGCGGCGUGAGCGCGCGGCCAGCGAGCGCUCGGUGCCCGCCAGCCAGCACAGCCAGCGGAGCCAGCACUCCCUGGCUCACAGCAUCCGCAGCCACCACAGCCAGCAGUCGUACGGGCCGCCCGGCCUCCCCCCUCUCUUCAGCCCCCCCAUGUUGCUGAUGCCACCACCGCCUUCAGCCAUGGGGCCCCCCGGGGCGCCGCCGGGCCGCGACCUGGCCUCUGUGCCCCCAGAACUGACAGCCAGUAGACAGUCCUUCCGAAUGGCCAUGGGCAACCCCACAAAGAAUUACGGGGUGUUUGACUUUCUCUGAGCCUGCCGCCCGCAGGGGGGAGAGCUGGAGCGUGGCGUGGCCCGACAGGAGGACACGGAGCUCCAAGGGCGCUGGGCGCGCAUGGCGCUGAAGAUGGCUGCUUUUCUCCCCCUAGCGGAAGACGCCCUGAGAGGGGAGCGGGGCCCAGCCUUACAUGCAUUUUCAAUCCCGUUGCAGUUGCCUUUUGGCCAACGCGUGAAUGUUCCAGGGCUUCAGUGCCUCCAGGGGAGGGGAGAGAUGCUGCCCCUUCCUUCCUGCCUCCCCUUUGGGACAGCUCUGUGCCUGGCGCUGCCCUGUAGGUGUCUUGGGGCUGUGGGGGUGAAAGCUCGCCUGGCCUGAGGGAGCCCCCACGGGGACCUCUUUGCCCUCCUUCCCAGGAUGCUGCUGCCCCUCUCGUUUGUAGGGGUUGUCCCUCGGGCAGCUGUGUCCAGGCUCAGUCUUGCCAUCACCGUGCCGCUCGGCAGCAUGACCUCUUCAAGAGCCGGGGUGCAGCCAAGGGGAGAGGGAGGGCACCAAGGGUUUGCUGUCACACUUCUGGGGACCAUGGAAGUCCCCGGUGUUUGUCUGCCAGGAGGGACAGCGCUGGCACUGCCCCGCACCAUCCCGCCUGUGUACGGUACCCGGGGGGAGCGCUUUGGGCUGGGGCCUAGAGCGCAGGGGUGCACACAGCGAGGCGAGUCCACUUGCUCCAGCGCUCCUUCCCCUUCUUCCUUCCUCUCGUGGAUCCUGGAGCCUUUCCUCUUCUGUCUCCCUGGGGUGCGGGAAGGAGAGGGGCUGGGGGCAGCCCCUGCCCCGUGCCAAGCUCGGUACGUCGGUACGUUCAGCUCCGCUCGGCACCACAGCUCCCUCCGCGCGCGUUGCCUCCUUUGGUCUUUCGUGUUCGCAGUUUUAUACUUCAGAGAUGCCAUGUAUUUUGCUCCUCCGGGGUCCGCGUGGCCCCCGCGACCCCUCUGCCAGCUCUCACGUGCCAUCCGUUCGUCUCCUGGAGCCUCUCCUGUCCCCGUGGGGUCAGCUCGCCCAGCGCCCGCUGCCCCCGGAGCGGGGUGGCACCGGCACGCCACAGCCCGUCCCCUUUCGCCCUGUCCUCAUGCCACCCAGCAGCCUCCCCGGCCACCGCUCGCUCCCUUGCCUGCCCGCUGGGUUUUAUACGAACGAAUCCAACCUCCUUGUUUUUAUUUAUAAACAUAGUUUUAUUGGA
Oxyura jamaicensis (ruddy duck) is the source of this 3493-nucleotide messenger RNA. RefSeq names its product dishevelled segment polarity protein 3 (gene DVL3). Gene Ontology annotation, molecular function: frizzled binding. Gene Ontology annotation, biological process: intracellular signal transduction; canonical Wnt signaling pathway. The transcript has 17 exons. NCBI's taxonomy places the organism in Eukaryota, Metazoa, Chordata, Aves, Anseriformes, Anatidae. Bases 55 to 2295 code for a protein of 746 amino acids. The record is from RefSeq and is a predicted model, not a curated record. Gene Ontology annotation, cellular component: cytosol.